Messenger RNA from Oncorhynchus mykiss (rainbow trout), 4453 nucleotides. The record is from RefSeq and is a predicted model, not a curated record. NCBI's taxonomy places the organism in Eukaryota, Metazoa, Chordata, Actinopteri, Salmoniformes, Salmonidae.
UUGUAUUUUGUCCAGAGUACCAGACAAACUCUGAUUGAUGGAUCAUGAUUGAUGCGCCAUUUGAUAAAUUUACAAUUUCGUUUUGAAACACUAAAAUGAGUAGCAUUGCAUUAUACCUGUGUCACUCUAACAACGUUUCCAUUCAGGCAGUAAAUCACAGCUGUCAUUUGCGUUUUACAACUGUAUGUAUAUUAUUAACAUGUAAGAGACGUAUAUAUACAAGAGGCACACACUUGUGCAUGCAUCUAUUGUAAUAAUGUUAAUAAAACUCGUAUCCUUUAUAUUAUAGUAACACUAUUUGCGAAGUUGCAUCUGCAUGCCAUUCGGGGAAUAAAACUGGUGGGUCAUAAUUAAGGUAGCAAACUUCCUGGAGCUGCUGCCUGCAACAAAUACGGGGGGGGGGGAACAAAAGUAUAUAAUGUAAGAAGUCUCAGAGUCGUCAUUUCAAAGUUAUGUCCGCGAGUCAAAUCGAUUCUCUUGAGUUUUAAAUGUUGAGGAAAUCAAUCACCCAAUGUCUGGAGCCACUAGUACCGGUGGGGUGCACCUCAGUCUACCGCGGCGACGGGCUGGCAUACCAGGCCAGAAAGCGGCCUAGUGUCAUGUAUAGCUAGCUAACUUGCUGAAUGACUUUAGUCAACAAACGUCGUUGGCGUACAUGAUAUGGCAAUUGAAAAUGUAUGCAUUCAAAUUGUUCGCUAACUAGUUAGCCAAUCGUCGACUUUUUAGGUAACGUUAGUAAACUGCCUUAGCUAGUUUACUAGCUACAGUAGCUUGCUCAGUUAGCUACCAGCUGGCUGUGUAUGAUUGUACUGAGCUGGCUAUCUAGCCAGCUAACACGGUGUAUGAGCUCCAGUUUUUAAAGUUGAUUUAUUUCCGCGGUAGGUCCGCCAGUGUCUUGGCAAGUUAUGCCAUGCAAUAUUAUUUGUUUGUUUCUUCGAGUGCGCGUGUUAUGCAUGUUUUAGCUAUUUAUUUAUUUGAUUUUAGAACAUCUUGGUGUUAAUGAGUAACGUUAGUUAGCUAGUUAGCAAUGUCUUCCGCCGAUAUGCUCGAAACUCCACCUGGAUAUCCCUUUGAAGAAAUAGAUUAUGUGGAUAUUGAAGUUGAGGAGGUUGUGGGGAGAGGCGCUUUUGGUGUUGUCUGCAAGGCCAAAUGGAAAGGCAAAGACGUCGCAAUCAAGACAAUCGAGAGUGAAUCUGAAAGGAAAGCAUUCAUAGUUGAGCUGCGGCAACUUUCACGUGUGAAUCACCCCAACAUUGUGAAGCUGUAUGGCUCAUGCAAUAAUCCAGUCUGCCUGGUGAUGGAAUAUGCUGAAGGGGGGUCCCUGUACAAUGUUCUGCAUGGUGCUGAACCUCUCCCAUGUUACACUGCCUCCCAUGCCAUGAGCUGGUGUCUUCAGUGUUCCCAAGGGGUCGCCUAUCUCCAUGGCAUGAAACCAAAGGCUCUCAUUCACAGGGACCUCAAACCACCCAACCUGCUCCUUGUUGCCGGUGGCACGGUGCUGAAGAUAUGUGACUUUGGGACUGCGUGCGACAUUCAGACCCACAUGACCAACAACAAGGGAAGUGCAGCUUGGAUGGCACCUGAGGUGUUUGAAGGCAGCAAUUACAGUGAGAAGUGUGAUGUGUUCAGCUGGGGAAUCAUUCUCUGGGAGGUGAUCACGCGUCGGAAGCCCUUUGACGAGAUCGGUGGGCCGGCCUUCCGCAUCAUGUGGGCGGUGCACAACGGCACCCGGCCACCGCUUAUCAAGAGCCUUCCCAAGCCCAUUGAGAGCCUGAUGACCCGCUGCUGGUCCAAAGACCCCUCCCAGAGGCCCUCCAUGGAGGAGAUAGUCAAGAUCAUGACCCAUCUUAUGAGGUGCUUCCCAGGAUCUGAUGAACCCUUGCAAUACCCUUACCAGUAUUCAGAUGAAGGACAGAGUAACUCGGCCUCCAGCACAGGUUCCUAUGUGGAUUGCACUAGCAGCAAGAGUGACACAAACGUGGAGCAUGUGGACUCUCAGGGGAGCAACGACACAAUCAAGAUCAAACCUCAGUUUGCACAUCAGUUCAGGCCAAAGGGAGACCCAUUGCGGAGCCUGCCUCUGUCCAGAGGGGGCAGUGUUGAGAGCCUGUCGGGGCGAACCCACAGCCUGGUGGCCUCCGAGAGCAAAAGAAUGAGCGCAGACCUGUCAGAGCUGGAGCACAGGGUGCCUUUCGCUCCUGCAGCACGUCCCCAGUAUAAACGAGGCCACCGUAAAACGGCGUCAUUUGGCACCAUUCUGGACGUUCCCAAGAUCGUCUUCACAGCCUCCUGUGAGGCUCAGAGGCGUAGAUCUGUACAGGACCUCCCGGGGAUCGGCACAGAGUCCAGCCAGGGGAGUAGGAACAGCAGCAGGUCCUCCAGUCCCAGUGUGAGGAUGGUGCCGCCUGAUAAGACCAGCAGCCGAGGGUACAGCUUCUCUCCCGAUGACCCCACAGAUACCAACGGCUCAGACAACUCCAUUCCCAUGGCAUAUCUCACUCUGGACCACCAGCUGCAGCCCCUCGCUCCUUGCCCAAACUCCAAAGAGUCCAUGGCCAUGUUUGAGCAGCACUGUAAAAUGGCCCAGGACUACCUGAAAGUGCAGACAGAGAUCGCCUUACUGAUCCAGAGAAGGAACGCAUCCAUGGAUGGAGCUAGGCCCACCCACUGGGGGAGCCUGGCCCAGCCAAUCAGAAUAAGAAAAAAUCAACGAUCCCGCAGGAAAGAGUUGAUCGCUGAACUGGACCGAGACGAGAAGGACCAGCAGAACACGUCCCGCCUGGUCCAGGAGCACAAGAAGCUACUGGAGGAGAACAAGUCUCUGUCCACCUACUACCAGAAGUGCAAAAAGCAGCUGGAACUGAUCCGUGCUCAGCAACAGAAGAGACAGGGCACCUCGUGAUGGGCCACAAGCUGGCCGCCACCUGGCUCGUGCUGCAGAGACACACAAACAAACUGUUCCCAUGUCAUAUCCCCUGUUCUACUCCCCUGCCUCUGCUCUUUCCUGGGUCACCUGUAGUCUAGUCUGAAACCCAGACCCUACCUGCAAAAUAAUUGACACUAUCUCUCUCCUCCUCCUCCUCCCUCUGCCCCAUGACAACUAUGAUCUCAACCUAGGUGCCCACGCCUUCACCCUGUAGGUUCCAGUGAGUGGAUCUCGUUUUACCUUGUACUGUAAAGAGACCUGUGUUUUACUGUGUACCUGCAUGUUGCGUUAUUGACACACCCUGCUGAUAACAUGGAACGGAAUAUUAGAUGUGCACUCAAUCAAGCUGUUAUGGAAUAUCUCUUGCACAUCUUUACAGUAUAUUCUUUGAUAGCAGGCCAAAACAAUCAGCAUGCAUCUGCUCUCUCUGCCCAUAAAGAGCUGGAGUCCUAAAUUGCCUGCUCUGGGUUCAGUGAACACACGGGACCGAGCGAUGGGCUUCUAGGCCUCGAUUGUCAGCCAUCCUUUUAGUCAGGAUGCGAUGCUUCUUGAGGUGUGUGAGCAUAGUACAGUAACUGCUGCUGCUUCUUGAAGUAUGUGAGUACAGUAACUGCUGAGCCUGAUUGGAGAGGGAGGCCAGUGAGGGGUGUGAAAUAUGUUUGUCUCUAUUGCUCUCAGGGCCCCUCGGACCCCUCCCCUGGGUUGCCUGGUCAGUGUGUGUGUCCACCCCUCCUCCCACAGUCCAGUCCUCCCAUUGGUUAGUUUUACCCUGACCUGUCCUCCUAACUGGCCAAUGGCCAUGUGUCCUUGAGAAUGUGAAAAACACAGACGGUCUAGACAAAAAGUGUGAAUUAUGUGCAGAAGUUGGUGUUUUAAUGAAUUAUGACCAGAAUCUAUUUGACUAAUCUUUGAUCUCUAAGUGUUGUUUUGUUACUCUUUUAAUGCAAAAAUAGGUGAGCACAACCCCUUAUAAAAGAAAUCCACCACAACCUAUCUGAAAGUAUUUAAUGUAUGUUCUAUUUAUUUUACCGGGGGAUGUAUUUUAGAUAUGCCUUGCACAUCCAUGAUGUCUUUGAUAAAAAAGGAAGGACUUGGCUUGUCACACGUACCUGGAUAGAAACAUGGGUCGGGCCUCAAACAGAGAUUAAAUAUAGUCUGUUUUCAACAACCACAAAAAACACAAGCAAAGACGACAGACUUCUUUUCUCAACCUGUUUAAUUGAAAUAAACUAUGUACGAGGUUCAAAGUGCAACAUCUUUAUCAUGACUUAAUUUAGUUUCCUUUUGUUUUUUUCCUAUCCAUUUUGGUGUUAGAGAUUAUACUUUUAUCUGGUAUGGGAAUGCAGAGAUGUACAAGAGGCCUAUCCCUCGCCUAUAUGUUUUUAGUUCACAUGUUGCCUUAGAAUUUGAUUGCUAGAUUUUAAAGUAUUUGACUUGUUUUUCGUUCCUUACUUGCGCCUCAUUUGAAUGUAAUGGACAGUCAGUCAGUGAGAAUGAGACUUUUGUUUUGAGGGAGAAUUGUAUAUU